AAGAUGAAGCUGACAGUAAUAGCUGCCUUGUGUCUAUCUCUUCUUUUGGUUCAUAUUAAUCUUUCAUUGGCCGUUAAAAAAGGAAAGUUUGGAGGGAUAACAAAUCUUUUUAAAAAAACUCCCAAAACAAGUACUAAACCAGAAUCCAAAUCUAAGGAUGCAAUACUCAAGAAGUUCAAACAACCCACUCAGUCCAGCCAAGGAACCUACCCCCAGCAACCUGGAGGGUACCCUAACCAAGGAAGCUACCCUCAACAGCCAGGCAGACCAGGAGGAUACCCUAACCAAGGAGGCUACCCCCAGCAACCAGGAGGGUACCCUCACCAAGGAGGCUACCCUCAACAGCCAGGCAGACCAGGAGGUUACCCUAACCAAGGAACCUACCCCCAGCAACCAGGAGGGUACCCUAACCAAGGAGGCUACCCUCAACAGCCAGGCAGACCAGGAGGUUACCCUAACCAAGGAGGCUACCCUCAGCAACCUGGAGGGUACCCUAACCAAGGAAGCUACCCUCAACAGCCAGGCAGACCAGGAGGUUAUCCUAACCAAGGAGGCUACCCUCAACAGCCAGGAGGGUAUCCUAACCAAGGAGGCUACCCUCAGCAACCAGGAGGGUACCCUAACCAAGGAGGCUACCCCCAACACCCAGGAUACCCAGCUGGUGGUUAUCCAGCACAGGCCUACCCAUAUGGAGGAGGUUAUGGCAGUUAUCAGGGUGGAUACAUAAACCACAACCCAAACAACAAAAUCCUGAGUCCUCAGUAUGGUGGCAGUUUUGGUUAUGGGGGUUAUAGCGCUGGAUAUGGCUCUCCCUUCUCCCAACAUGUAAAGUCGAUGGGCUUUCGCCCCUCUGAUAAAUCCAGAGGAUUUGGACACACUGCAGUAAUGGCAGCAGCUGGAGGGGCUGUGGCAGGAAUGGCUGUGGGCUAUGGAUUAGGGAGGUUCCCUCGGCCAAAUUUCCACUUUCACAGUCCCCAGGAGGAAUAUUACUACAACUACUAUAUGUACAGGAAAUAUGGUAUCAAAUCUAGCGAUACUAAUGACUACAGCAGAGAUUACAGAUAUGAUCCACCCCCUCAGACCUAUGAUAGAUACAUGGACUCCUGCAUGAAGAGAACAGACCUUCUGCCUGCAGAGAGGCAAAAGCCAAACAACAAAGCACCUGCCACCACAACUCACACUACCCAAGCUGCUUCUGUUAAUUCCAAUACUACUUCUGCACCAGUUACUGUAACUGGCAGCAACGCAACAAGUAACAGCACUGCAACAAGUAACAGCACUGCAACAAGUAACAGCACUGUAACAAGUAACAGCACUGCAGCAGACAACUCCUCGACCACUGCACCUUCAACUCUCCACCCUCUAAAUAAAUCUGAAGUCAAUCCUACAACUCCACCUGCUCGGGUUCUUAGAAACGCUGCUACUGAUGAUGAUGAUGAUGAAACAGUCAGCAUUGUGGAGAUAGGCUACCCAGCACUGAUCAAACAGAUGAAGGCCAAAAGAUGUCUUGAGCUUUACAUGGUCUACACUGAAAAGCAUUUGAAAAAAAUACCGACACCCACACCGCACUCUCCUACUGCUGGAGUGCAGAGACUAGAGAUGGGCUUGCAGGGGCUUUUAUCUGUGGUAACUGGCACUACAGUGAUGCUAUUGAAUAUCAAAACGCAAAUGCUGCUGCUGCUGCACUGAGGCAUUUAUUAGCAUUGAAGGUGACUGAGAAAUGUAGGUGUAAGGUGCCCAACAAAAAAAGUAUUAAAACAGAAUGGCUCCAGGUAUAAGCAUGUCAUUCAUUUGUCCUCUAUCCUGGUUUAGACUGAAACUAUCUUGGGAAGUGGUAAAAUAUCUGCUGUUUGUAUAUCUGCAGUCCCCAAAGAAUGACAGGUUGACAUUUUUGAUUUUGAGUAACAUAUCUUGAUGAGUUUUGGGUAGAUUAUCAGGCUACCAUCAGUCCAAUUAUCUUUUUCCAAUAGUUGGUUUUGUUUUAUCACCAAAUACCUGCAAAAUUAUAUGCAUUCUUAUCAGCCUGAGCUGAAAUUUGUGCUAAACUUUGUAAAUACGGUGAACAUGCUAGCAUGUUGAAAGUAGCAUUUAGCCAAAACCCCCAUUGUGCCUCAGAGAUCCACAAAGAUAGCUGUACACUUGGACUCUUGCUUAUUUAUUUAAAAAAUGUGGCCAGUGUUAGUGUGUUAGGGGAUUUUUAGCACUCUGGAAAUCAUACGGAUUGUGUUACUGUGAUGAUGUGUUUAAACAAAUACAGUAGUGCCAUAAAGGAUGUGUGAUAUUAGUAUGUAUAUGUAGUAUGUAUAUGUAGUGAUAUUAGUAUGUAUAUGUAGUGAUUAUAAGAACUUGUGUCAAGCUAAUGUUGAAGGACUGUCUGACUGAAGGACAGUUCAAAAAUGAAGAGUGAACAUUACACUGAAUGAUGACAAUGUAGUAAAUAUUAAAAUAUUAACAUUGUGAGCACAACUGAGUAUUCAUAAUGGAUCACAUUUUUACUGUUGUUAUUGUAUACUAAACUGAAUCUUUAUGUAAUUACCACAAGUUUAACUGAAAUACAGAAAAACUAUUCAAAAUCCUC
Molecule: messenger RNA, 2578 nt
Organism: Acanthochromis polyacanthus (spiny chromis)
Lineage: Eukaryota; Metazoa; Chordata; Actinopteri; Pomacentridae
Gene: prnpb
Product: prion protein b
Exons: 1
Coding region: 4-1689 (561 amino acids)
Biological process (GO): protein homooligomerization
Cellular component (GO): membrane
Source: RefSeq, a predicted model, not a curated record